Messenger RNA from Malania oleifera, 1694 nucleotides. RefSeq names its product putative UPF0481 protein At3g02645. The transcript is spliced from 2 exons. NCBI's taxonomy places the organism in Eukaryota, Viridiplantae, Streptophyta, Magnoliopsida, Santalales, Ximeniaceae. Bases 214 to 1671 code for a protein of 485 amino acids. The record is from RefSeq and is a predicted model, not a curated record.
GAUUGUUUAUUUUAGUUCACUAAGGUUAUUUAGACUACGUCGAACUUCUCUAGAAUUCAAACUCAAGACUUUCAACAUAAGCAGUGGUUGUUCAUCCAGCUCCACCCAAAGGUUACAGUUAUAUUUAUCAUCUCUCUCUCUUGGUAUCAAAGCUAUAACACAACAGAUACUUGAAACCUUGCACCUGAAACCCACUCAUCUGACGAGGAAACCAUGUUUUUCUAUAACAGCUCUCAUCAAGGAGGCAGCUGCAGCACCAUACCCACAGACAAGCACGAGCACAAAACGACUCAUAAAAUUGCAAUUUCAGAAGAAGCAAGCCGCCCAUGCCCUCCGAGUAGCAGAUAUGAGUGGCUACGACAGAUAAUGGAUGACAGAAACAAUCAAUCUUCAAAACCACAAAUACAGAGAGUUUCACCAGUUCUCCAAAUGAAUGGAUGGAGAUACUACAAUCCUAUUGUGGAUUCACUCGGUCCAUACCACCACGGCAAGCCUGAGCUUGAGCUGGUGGAGAGAUUUAAGCCCAUUAUUGCACGGGAGUUUGUUUUGGAAAGUGGCAAGCCAGUUGAUGCCUUCUACAACAAGAUUUUGCAGGUUGCCGGUGAUGCUAGGAACUCUUACGUCGGAGGAUCGACAAAUCAAUUAAGCGAUGAGGCAUUUGCACAGAUGAUGUUUCUUGAUAGCUGCUUCAUUCUGCAGAUGAUUGACUGCAUAGUCCACAAUAAGCUGGAAAUGAAGCACAUGAUUAUCAAUCAUCUGGGCUUCUUGGUAUCGACACUCAUGAUUCCAGAUUUGUUUUUGCUAGAGAACCAAAUCCCAUUUUUUGUUCUCCAAGCCUUGAUGAGCUUAAAAUUCCAAGGAGAUGAGGGGGCAAAAAUGAUUGAAACAUUCAUCGAUGAUAUAUUUUUAGCCUCUAGCUUCCCACAAGCUCAGUCUCAAAAGGAAGAAGCAAGAGACCCACAGUGUCUUCAACCCCUUCAUCUUCUCGAAUUUCUGCGGUCAAAACUCCUCCAUGAAUGCGGCAAAGAUCACCAAAAACUACAAUCCUACAAACUCCACCAGCUCAAAUCAAAAAAGAAAACUCAAGGCACUGCAAUGGAUCAUCCAGACUUAUUUUGUUCAGUCACAGAACUCAAAGCAAAGAGAAUCCAUUUCAAACCAAGCAACACACGUUGUCUGAAAAAUAUAAAGUUCAAAUCAAACUGUGUCUAUGGACAGCUGAUGCUUCCCCCAAAGGUGAUUGGUCCUCAAACCAAGCAGGUAUUUUUGAACUUAAUAGCAUAUGAGAUGGGUCCAAAUACUCCAAAUGAUAUGGGAGUCGCCUCCUACAUAUAUUUCAUGAAUUCGCUAAUCAAUCGCCCAGAUGAUGUGGCAGAGCUACGAUCGCAAGGCAUACUACUGAACUUCCUUGGCAGUGACAAAGAAGUACUUGAAAUGUUCAAAGAGAUCGCAGCUUUCUCAAUGCACAACCUAGAUACGUACAAGGAAGUUAAAGAAUGCAUUCAGAAACACUGUAACAGCAAGAUGAAGACUUGGAUAGCUGAGGUGGUUGACAAACAUUUUAGCAACCCCUGGACUGUUGUUGCUCUCUUUGCUGCUAUUUUUAUCAUUGCUCUGAGUAUCAUCCAAACUUACUUCACAGUAUUCCCCAUUCCCAACCGGCAUAUUUAAUGAAUGCAUUUUCGAACAUCUAA